This is a messenger RNA of Rotaria sp. Silwood1, 2634 nucleotides long. NCBI's taxonomy places the organism in Eukaryota, Metazoa, Rotifera, Eurotatoria, Philodinida, Philodinidae. The record is from the annotation of a GenBank genome assembly.
AUGCUUGGGUGGGGUAUUAAUGUCCAUGGCCAACUUGGUUUAGGUCCAUCAGCAGUAACAAGUUUUAUUCCUACCCCACAACGUAUACCAUUUUUUAAUGAUUAUAUAUGUAUACAAGUUGCAUGUUCAUUAACACAUUCAGUAUUUUUACUUGAUGAUGGAAGUGUUUAUACAGCAGGAAAUAAUGAAUAUUCACAAUUAGGUCGAGAAGGUCGAACGACAAUACCUGAAAAAGUUAUUUUACCUCAACAAGCUAAUGUUGUUCAAGUUGCAUGUGGACAACAUUUUUCACUUUGUUUAACAUCAAAUGGAAAAAUAAUUAUUUGGGGUUCAUUAAGUGGAAAAGUAACAAAUGAUGAUGGAUUUUUUUAUGAAAAACCUGAAUAUUUGGGAGGUUUUAAUGAAAAACGAAUGAUACAGAUUGCUGCUGGAUAUACUCAUUGUCUUGGAUUAACUGAUGAUGGAACAGUCUAUGCAGCAGGAGUUAAUGCACAUGGACAACUCGGUUUAGGACAUAAUCAUGAUUGUGUUCGUGCAACUCCAAUUGGAUGUCUUCGAGGUAGUCCUAUUAUUUUUAUAGCUUGUGGUGCACAUCAUUCAUUGAUUAUAUCAAAAAGUGGAACUGUUUUUACAUGUGGUCUUAAUUCAUCAGGUCAAUUAGGUCUAGGUGAUACUGAUUCUCGUAUAUGGCCAAGUAAUGUUAAAUCAUUACAACAACAAAAAGCUACCUAUGCAUCAUGUGGAGAAAAACAUUCAGUUGUUAUUACACUUGAAGGAGGAGUUUUUUCAUUUGGAUCUAGUUCACAUGGACAACUUGGACAUAAUUCUACAUCUGAUGAACUAUUACCAAGAAAAAUAUCUGAAUUAAUGGGUUCAGAAGUUUCACAAAUAGCUUGUGGAAGAUCUCAUACAGUCAUAUUCAUGCCAAAUAUUGGUCACAUAUCCACAUUCGGAUUGGCUUGUGCAGGUCGUAUAGAUACAAAAUUAACUACAUAUGCAACAAUACCACAAAAAUUAGCAAUACCAUUUUUACCAUAUAAAACAAUGAAACAACUUAAUAGACAAGUAUCAACAGAUAGAAAUUAUACAUCAUCAAAUCGUAAAUACAAAUCCGGAGACACAAAAACUGUACAAACAAAUCUUCAAGUUAUUGGAAUAUAUGCUGGUGGUCAUCAAAUAUUUGUUCGAAUAUCUUCUCGAGCACACCGUCCAGAUGAUUAUCGAACUUCAUAUACCAAUCGUCCACUUCUUGAAUUAAAUCUUGAUUUUGCUAAAUGGCUCAAUAAUGCUUCACAAAGUUCAGAUACAUUUAAAGAUGUUGAAAGAAAAUUAGCUCGAUUAUUUAAUACUGAAGCAUGUUUAAAUGGUUCAUUUUUAUCAUUGCCUGAUACACAUUUUCGUACAUCAUCAAGUAAUCCAGGUAUUGAUCUUGAUCAAGUUAUUGCUGUUAUGGAAAAAUUACGUUCAUGUGAUCCAAAAAUUCAAGAAUUGUUAUUUGAACAUAUUCAAUCCAUACUUUUAACAUUACCUGAAACAGCUCCUUGUUUUGAAGCAUUACGUGUUUAUCUUGUUUUGCCAUUUUGUCAUAUAUUUGAAAAUGAAGAAUCAUUUGAAACUGUAACAGCACCAUUUGCACAAGCUGCUACACGUUUAAAAAAAACAGCUGAUGGACGAGUAUUAGAUUAUUGGAUAUUAAAUAUUGGAAGAAAAUUUGUACAAAGAAUAAUUGAAUUAUAUAAACCUCUCGUUAUUAAAAUUAUUCAAAUAAAUAGUACAGGUUCAGCUUUGGCAGCAGAACAAUAUCAAACAGUUUUAGAAGCUAUUUUAGAAUUAUUAAAGAAAGUUCAUAAUACACUCUGCGCAUUAGCUGUAUAUAAUAUAACAAUAAUUGACCUUCCAUUUCCCUUAGUUCUUUAUAAAAAACUAUUAAAUAAAACAAAAAUAGAUCUUGAUGAUAUGAAAUCAUUAUCUCCUACAAUACAUCAUAGUCUUAAAUCAUUAUUACAUUAUAAAGAAGAUGAUCUUGAAACAACACUUUGUUAUGCAUUUGAUAUUGAACGUGAAUUUUAUGGUGAAAGACGUCGUAUUGAACUUAAAACAGGUGGUUCAUCAAUAAUGGUUAAUCAAAAAAAUAAACAAGAAUUUAUUGAUUUAUAUAUUGAUUAUGUAUUUAAUAAAUCAUGUGAAAAACAAUUUCAAGCAUUUGCAUCUGGUUUUCGUCGUGUUAUAAAUUCGAAACCACUUGAAUUAUUUUAUCCUGACGAAUUAAUGUCAUUUGUUAUUGGCAAUACGAAUUAUGAUUGGAAUGAAUUUCAAAAAAAAACAGAAUAUAAAGGAGAAUAUCAUGCCAAUCAUCCGGUGAUUCAAUGGUUUUGGCAAGUAUUUCAUAAAUUAGUCGAAAAUGAGAAAAAGAAAUUUCUUUUAUUUUUAACUGGCUCUGAUCGUGUACCAGUUUUUGGAUGGAGCCAAACACUACCAAUGACAAUUCAAAGAAGUCAUACCGAUGAUAUACAUUUACCUGUUAGUCAUACAUGUUUUAAUAUACUUGAUUUACCAUCGUAUUCAUCAAAAGAAAUUCUGAAAACCAAAUUACUUGAAGCUAUUCAACAUAAUCAAGGUUUCAAUCUUGUUUAA